AUGUCUAAGGUCAUCUGGCUUGAACCACCAGAAGAGGGGGUACCUAAUGCACCUGAAGUGCAACCUCAAAGGGAAGUUACUAAUCUUGAGUUACAUAAGGCUAUCUGGAUGUUGAGAAAAGCUGUGACUAACCAGUUGAAAAGGGAUAGAGCCGAGGAUUCACCACUUGCGAGUUGGGCGUGUUUUGAGAAAGCUUUCUUGAGGCGUUUCUUUCCCCGAGAAAUGAAAGAGGUGAAGGUACGUGAGUUCGUCAUACUUAAGCGAAAUUCUCUAAGUGUGCAUGAAUAUGGGUUGAAGUUCACCCAACUAUCCGAAUACACUUCGGAGAUGGUUGUGGACAUGAGGAGUAGAAUAAGCUUGUUCGUUUCUGGGCUAUCUCGUUUGUCGAGUAAGAAAGGUAAGGUUGUGACGUUGAUAGGCAACAUGGAUAUUUUGCGGUUGAUGGUUUAUGUGCAGCUGGUUGAAGAAAGAUAA
Solanum pennellii is the source of this 474-nucleotide messenger RNA. RefSeq lists its product as uncharacterized. The record is from RefSeq and is a predicted model, not a curated record. Bases 1 to 474 code for a protein of 157 amino acids. The transcript is spliced from 2 exons. Lineage: Eukaryota; Viridiplantae; Streptophyta; Magnoliopsida; Solanales; Solanaceae.